This is a messenger RNA of Exophiala spinifera, 2844 nucleotides long. RefSeq lists its product as uncharacterized. Gene Ontology annotation, biological process: protein phosphorylation. The transcript has 3 exons. Bases 1 to 2844 code for a protein of 947 amino acids. The record is from RefSeq and is a predicted model, not a curated record. Lineage: Eukaryota; Fungi; Ascomycota; Eurotiomycetes; Chaetothyriales; Herpotrichiellaceae. Gene Ontology annotation, molecular function: ATP binding; protein kinase activity.
AUGGCAGCGGCACACCUCAAGACGCAAAUCCUCCAAGCGAAAAUUCACCCCAUCGGUGUGCCGUGGAGCGCUUUCAUGCCCGAAGGAUCUCUGUCUGCAAUCCUCGACAUUCAAACUGUGACCGAAGCACUGGCUGAUCCCACAUUCAGCAUUCCACCCCACAAGCUCGACGAUGCGGCAAUUAUUGUCGUUGAACAAGGAAUGAAAGUUUUCUCGAUAUUGUUGGAGCUGAAUUGCGAGAAGUAUCUCUCCGCUUGCAUCGAAAACAAUUGCUUGGAUUCCAGCCUGACAAUAGCGGAAACCAUCCUGGCCGACAUACUCUCCCCAGAGGUGGCUCCGCACUUCUACCGACUUCAAUUCCAGUACAAAGCAUAUACCCUCCAACGCAGCACUUUUCACAGGAACCUCCAAGAAAUGCAUGUUCUUCCGUACGUUAAACAGAAGAGGAUUGGUGGUGGUGGCUAUUCUACAGUCUACGAAGUUGAAAUCCAUCCUGCUCACCAGAAUCUUGUCCCGCCAUCGAAAAUUUCAGGGGUGGUAAGAGCUGUCAGGAAAGAGCUGGACCCUGAUGCACAAGACAAGUCGACGGAGGCCGAGUUGCUUUUCGUUCUCAGAAGCCUGAGGCACCCGAAUAUUGUGGAAUUGUUGACUUAUUACACUCAACAUGGCGUUACAAACCUUCUGUUCCUCCCCGCCGAUUCGGAUCUCCACUGUCUGCUCCAGAGUCCAAGCCGACCUGAACACUUUCAAUCUGACUUCGCAUUCUUCAACGCUAUGAGAGGCCUAGUGAGCGGUUUAUCGUACCUCCACAGCUUUCGUCCCAGACCAGAGCAAUCCAGCGCUCCGAAUCAGGCUACCAUGCACGGAUAUCAUAACGAUAUAAAGCCAAGGAACAUCCUGGUUCGUGGGCCCGACUUUAUACUGGCUGAUUUCGGCACAGCGAAGCUAAAGGACGCCCUGGAAGAGACCAGCACUUCUUGGAAGAACACUACUUAUGAAUAUGGUGGUCCCGAAUGUAGGGAUCCGAAGACGUGGCUUCACGGUCGUGUGAGCCGAGCCAAUGAUGUAUGGUCUUUCAGCUGCGUGUCAGCGGAAGUUGCAGUUUACAUGGUCAGAGGAAAGGAUGGGGUCUUGCAGUUUCGAGAGGCUCGAGUACACGACGGCGAGUAUGGACCCCAGCGGUGCUUUCAUGACGGAGUUUCGUUAAGCCCUGGCACUGAUAGCUAUCUCCGAUCGAUUGCGGAUGCGGACACCUUUUCCUGCAUGGGGGAACUGCUUCAGUUGCUGGGGAAAGCCUUCCAAUCCAAGCCCGAGAGUCGUCCCAAGGCAGAAGGCAUGGAGGUUGGAUUCUCCCGCAUCACGAUACGCUCGGUCUUGGAAGCUCUGAAAAGAGCUAUUGAAGAUGAUUUAAAAACUGUAGGGUUAGUUGGUCGUGGCGUUUUUUUAGCUCGACUUUCCCUGGAGUAUAACCGUCUUACUUCGACAGCCAAGUUCACACGCAUACAUCGAACUUUUACGCCACCCUUCAGCGCAUUUAUAGGUGGCCCACAGUUCGAAAAGCCCGAAGACGACCAAGAUUUCAGGCUGAACACGAUACAACAAGCCGUCGACGACCUCCUGAAGCCUCUAUCAGACCACACGAGACUCUCAAUCGAUCAGACAUUCUGCGUGCUCGCGGCACACAGCCGACCAGCCAGAUCUCUGCAAGAAAUAUCAGCUUUUGAUUUCGCUACACCCGAGGUCAGCGAUGUUGAUGCUGUCGCUGCCAUGAAAUACAUGUCUCUACUCUUGCAAAGACAGAAGAGUGCUUCAUCCGACAGUCCCCGAUUGCAGUCGUCCUUAUUGCGGAAGGAUCCCAAGCCCACAGACUUAAGCUUGCGUCCCGAAAUCUACUACUACACCUACGGACACCAAGAGGGUGAAGAGUGGAAAACUCUCGUCGAGAAGGUUCCCUACUGGGUGAAGAAGAUUCCGGACAGCUGCGGCCCAGAGUUCCCCAAAGCCAUCGAAUCCAUGUUCCGUCGCGUUUCCGAUCUCGUGGAAGUUCUGAGAACACACCCCAGGCCAUCCGGACUUCGGGUGCUUGAUUGUCUAGGGUCCUGUCACGAUGCUGACAGAAAGUGUUUCCAACUGGUCUUUGCAUUACCUGUCACCGAGACUCUGCCAAUCAGACUAAAUAAACUCUUCCAGCACGGCAGCUCGCGUCUUUUGGCCGCUGGGCACAGAAUGAAGCUAAUGCUAGCGAAAACGCUGGUGACUUGCGUCCAAAGCAUCCACACCAUAGGCUGGGUGCACAAGAGCAUCUCAUCCCUGAAUGUUUUAUUGUUUCCAGCCGCUGAACGUCGUUUCGAAACUAUCGAUUUUAGCGCUCCUUAUCUCGUCGGGUUUGGCUCUAGCCGCAAGAGCAAAGGGGACGAGUAUACCCAAGGCCCUGUCCUGAACGACUCAAUUGCCGAGUACUUACACCCGGAUUAUCGACUCAAGCGCUCUAUUGCAAAGCGAGCGCACGACUACUACUCUGUGGGUCUUCUACUAUUGGAGAUUGGAUUGUGGUAUUCACUCAGUAACAUCUAUGACAAUACAGAGUUUCGGCAACAUUCGCCGGACGAGCUACGAGAAGAAUACAUUAGGCUGUGCCAUCGCAGACUUGAAGACGCGAUGGGAAAACCCUACCAACAAGCCGUUUUGAGCUGCCUACUUUUUGAUUCUUCCGAGUCGGAUGACGGCGAGGGAGAUGUAGAAGUUGAGCAAGUCCAACGCGACCAGCUGGACUUUCAAAAGCAUGUUGCUGACCCAUUGAACAAGUGCUUUGAGUAUUGUGAGGCUCUCGGAAUCAAAUCUUGA